Molecule: messenger RNA, 906 nt
Organism: Fusarium graminearum PH-1
Lineage: Eukaryota; Fungi; Ascomycota; Sordariomycetes; Hypocreales; Nectriaceae
Exons: 7
Coding region: 1-906 (301 amino acids)
Cellular component (GO): mitochondrion
Molecular function (GO): guanine nucleotide transmembrane transporter activity
Source: RefSeq, a predicted model, not a curated record
AUGUCUCCUCCUGGUGGUAGUGAGAGAGAGUCUGGCCUGGCUCGUGUGCUUGGUUCCGGUUCCGCUGGUAUCGCUGAGCUGGCUGUCUUCCACCCUGUCGACACCAUUGCGAAGCGAUUGAUGAGCAACCAGUCUCGUAUCUCUGGUUCCAGCCAGUUGAACCAAGUCAUCUUCAGGGACACGGCCUCCGCUACUGUCGGAAAGAAGUUCGUUUCUCUCUUCCCUGGUCUGGGAUAUGCCGCCGGUUACAAGGUCCUCCAGCGAAUCUACAAGUACGGUGGUCAACCCGUUGCUCGUGAUUUCUUGGCCAAGAACUAUGGCUCCGACUUCGAGAAUGCCUUUGGCAAGAAGACCGGCAAGGCCAUCAUGCACUCCACUGCUGGAAGUUUGAUUGGUAUUGGUGAGAUCGUUCUCCUGCCUCUCGAUGUCCUCAAGAUCAAGCGUCAGACAAACCCCGAGGCUUUCCGUGGCCGUGGUGUCCUCAAGAUUGUUGCCGAUGAGGGAUUCGGUCUGUACCGUGGUUGGGGUUGGACUGCCGCCCGUAACGCCCCUGGCUCGUUCGCUCUGUUCGGUGGUUCUGCCUUUGCCAAGGAGUACCUUUUCCACCUCGAGGACUACAACAAGGCCAGCUGGUUCCAGAACUUUGUUGCUUCUAUUGCCGGUGCCUCUGCCUCUCUCGUCGUCUCCGCUCCUCUCGAUGUCAUCAAGACCCGUAUCCAGAACCGCAACUUCGAGAACCCCGAGAGUGGUUUCCGAAUUCUGUCCAACAUGGCCAAGAACGAGGGUGCUGGCGCUUUCUUCAAGGGACUCGUCCCCAAGCUUCUUAUGACUGGUCCCAAGCUGGUCUUCUCUUUCUGGCUUGCCCAGACUCUGAUUCCUGCCUUUGAUAUUGCUUUCAAGAAGUAA